ACGCCAACGUCCGAUGACACGGACACACUCUCGUCACUGGCUUUCUCUGGGCUUAUAUAGGGAGAGACUGCCCUCUGCUGCCCCCGACAGCCAAUCGUGCGUUACCUGGCCGAGCCUUGGUUGGGGAUUGGUCGCUGCUCUUCCCCUCUAAUGUGCGGUCUCUAUCACGCGCCUCUUGGCUUUUCCUGCCGGUGUUUGAAGGGGCGUGAACUGCUGGAGGUGCAGUUCGAGGCGAGACUUCCGGGAAGAAGAUGAAUCUGGCGGAGGUGCCUUUUUACACGGAGCUGCUGUUAUAACCUGAGAGUGCCGAAAAGGUGGACUUCCCAAUGAUGACAGGAGCUGCUUCUUCGAUCUGCUCAAGCAAGUUUUCUAUGCCAUGAGUAAUACCACCAUGCCCACCUCUGCUGGGCCAACCAAUGACUCCCUGGUGGGUUAUGUUCUAGUGCCGUUUUUCCUGAUCACCAUUGCUGGAGUCGUCAUGGCAGUGAUGAUGUACAUCCAGAAAAAAAGGAGAUAUGAUCGACUACGCCAUCAUCUGUUGCCAAUGUACAGCUAUGAUCCUGCGGAGGAGCUGCAUGAGGCUGAGCAAGAACUCCUGGUGGAGCCAGAGGAUGCUAAAGUGAUGCGAGGUUGGGGAGGAUACCAGCCCUAUCGCAAUUCAUUUAUGGAUGUGAAAGCUUGAUGCUGCUCAGCUCAGACUGACCACAGAGUAUAGAUGGAUGACCUCUUCUACCUGGCAUGUGUGCCAACCUGAAUGCCAUUAACAUUGCUGCCUUUCUUUACACUUCAGUACUAUAGCCUCUUGCCAUGACUUCCAGUAACAGAAGGUGAAUGGGUGCCAGCCCUAUCAAGGAGGUUGGCACUGAGCAUCUGGUACAAAGAGCAGCUUAGGGAGUUGGAAAGUUGUCUUUGGAACUAGAACAGCUUGCUGUGCGGCAUUGUUCUUUGUAUCAACCGUCUCCUGAUUUGCAUUUUAUUUGAAUGAUGAGAUACAGGAGUUUCUGAAAUUUCAAGUAAAAUAUUACUGAAUAGCUCUUGCAUUAUGGGCAUCAAUCCUCAAAAGCUCAGCUUCAUUAAAAAAGCAAAAACAAAGCUGUUGACCUCCACUUCCUUUUGUGAAUAAAGGGCAUCAGAGCUGCAGCUGCUAUGAUAUUCCAGCACAUUUGCUAGCUGCCUUCUCUCCUUACAUGCCUAAGUAUGUAAAAGGGUGUAUUAUUUAAAGUUGUUGGAUUCCUGUGAGGUGUUGCUGAAUAGAUGCGAGCAAAGUGAAUAAAAUCACCAAUUGCAUAGCUCGGUGGUUGAGGGGUGGUGGUGUAUUUUUUAAAAUAGGUAUAAUGAGUACAUGAUCUCUUUGGAAUUGUUUGCAUGCUACAUGCUGGGAGGAUGCAGUUUAGCUAGGAAGGUCAUACAGAUGGUUAGCAUGUCUAUCAGAAGGGACCUUGGUUAUUUCUGAGAGUUGUUUCCAUUGGUGACAUGUUUGAGCUCAACAGGAUGGCUCUUUCUAUGCUCACUUUGUAUUUCGUAUUUGGGAAAUCAUCUCUGUUUUGUAAAUAAAACCGAUCCUGACCAGGAGCAUCUGUGGCAAAACGUCAAGCUUUUCCAGUGCUGUAACCUGUUAUGCCUGUCUUUGUGAGUACAGCUUGUUACCAUUGAUGUACCUGUGGUGGACUGAGGACGUGUUGGUGCAGUAAUAUCAUUGCUGCCUUGCUGAAGCUGAAAAAUCUGUGCUACCCAUUGCUUGCUGAGCCCAACUAAUGGACACAGAUUAUGCACCUAAUGAGAAAGCUGCACUGGUAACUUUGAGAAAAUGUUUUAAAGAGUAUUUUGCUUGCCUUCAUGUCUUUUUCCCCUGAUGUUUUGAUUUUUAGCAGGUUUGCGGGUCUUCCACAGAUUUUAAGAACACUGGGAUGUGACUUACAUUGCCUGUACCUGAUGCCUUUUGAGGUUGAAAUAAUGUAUUCCUAAAUGCGAAGGAAAAAAGAAAUGUGAAGACUGUGGUUCUGGAAAUAAAGUUAAUUUCUCCGUGA
This is a messenger RNA of Python bivittatus (Burmese python), 2027 nucleotides long. RefSeq names its product small integral membrane protein 29 (gene SMIM29). NCBI's taxonomy places the organism in Eukaryota, Metazoa, Chordata, Lepidosauria, Squamata, Pythonidae. The record is from RefSeq and is a predicted model, not a curated record.